Messenger RNA from Plectropomus leopardus (leopard coralgrouper), 2531 nucleotides. RefSeq names its product synaptic vesicle glycoprotein 2C-like. Gene Ontology annotation, biological process: chemical synaptic transmission; transmembrane transport. Gene Ontology annotation, cellular component: synaptic vesicle membrane. Gene Ontology annotation, molecular function: transmembrane transporter activity. The record is from RefSeq and is a predicted model, not a curated record. NCBI's taxonomy places the organism in Eukaryota, Metazoa, Chordata, Actinopteri, Perciformes, Serranidae.
ACAUGCAUCUGCUCCUUGCUGCUAGUCUCUUCUGCUGAGCGCUGACAGGACUGAGGGUCUUUCCAGUCUCAGAGCAACUGUCUCCAUUUCAGCACCGUCUGCCUGGUCCCAUCCAAUGGAAUUAGACAUCAUUACUUAAUCAUUAGUGUCCUGGCAGCUGAGUGGCUUUCAGCACUAAUAAACUGCCUUAAGUCUGUCUGGGAAUAGAAGACCGGGAAAAAAGAAAAAGUAGCCACCUUAUAUUCGUAGCGCCCGGUGGAAUAAAAGCUCAAUAGAUUUCAAUUAAAAGACUUUUAGUGCCACAGAUCUCCUUGUGCCAAGAUGGAUGAAACACAUAACAACAGGACUUCCUUGGCAAAAGGUGCCAAGGACAUCGCUAAAGAAGCCAAGAGGCAAGCUGCCAAAAAUUUCAACAAAGUUGCUGAUCGUGCCUCUGAUGAAUACUCUGCUCACCGCAGCUACAACCGCUUCCAGAACGAGGACGAAGAUGACAACUACAACACUUACAGUCAGCAAGACGGUCACUACGCCGACAACGCAGCCAACGACGAGGACGGGGCCUCCAGUGAUGCUACAGAGGGCCACGACGAUGAAGACGAGAUCUAUGAGGGGGAGUACCAAGGUGUGCCGGCCCACAAUGAUGGGAAGCUGCGGGACGGCCAGGUGGCUCUGGGGCAGGCGGUUUCUGACAGCUUAAAGAGCCGCAAGGAGCUGGAGAAUGAGAGACAGGCAGAUGAGGAGGAGCUGGCCCAGCAGUACGAGCUCAUCAUGCAGGAGUGUGGCCACGGGAGGUUCCAGUGGCAGCUGUUCUUUGUGCUUGGGUUGGCGCUCAUGUCAGACGGCGUGGAGGUGUUCGUGGUGGGGUUUGUCCUGCCCAGUGCCGAGACAGACAUGUGUGUCCCCAACUCCGGUGCUGGAUGGCUUGGUAGCAUCGUAUAUUUGGGGAUGAUGUUUGGAGCCUUCUUCUGGGGUGGCCUGUCAGACAAGGUGGGCCGUAAGCAGGUCCUGCUGAUAUCCAUGUCAGUCAAUGGCUUCUUUGCCUUCCUCUCAUCCUUCGUCCAAGGCUACAGCAUGUUCCUCCUCUGCCGCAUGGUGUCCGGCUUUGGGAUUGGUGGAGCGGUACCAAUCGUCUUCUCGUACUUUGCGGAGGUGUUGGCUCGGGAGAAGAGAGGAGAGCAUCUGAGCUGGCUCUGCAUGUUCUGGAUGAUCGGAGGAAUUUACGCCUCAGCCAUGGCCUGGGCCAUCAUCCCACACUAUGGCUGGAGUUUCAGCAUGGGUUCAGCCUACCAGUUCCACAGCUGGAGAGUGUUUGUUGUGGUGUGUGCGCUGCCGUGUGUCUCUGCAGUGGUCGCUCUCACUUUUAUGCCUGAGAGCCCCCGCUUCUUCCUUGAGAUGGGCAAACACGAUGAGGCCUGGAUGGUGCUCAAACAAAUCCACGACACCAACAUGCGCGCCCGUGGAGAGCCUGAGAGAGUCUUCACUGUGAACAGGAUCAAAAUCCCCAAACAGCUGGACGAGCUGGUGGAGAUGCAGAAUGAGUCAGCCAACCCUGUACUCAAAGUCCUCUCCAAGAUCAAGGCAGAACUCAGAGGAAUCUGGCUGACUUUUAUGAGAUGCUUCAACUACCCAGUCAGAGACAACACUAUCAAACUGGCUGCAGUGUGGUUCACUCUGUCUUUUGGGUACUACGGGCUCUCUGUUUGGUUCCCCGACGUCAUCAAGCACCUCCAGGCCGACGAGUACGCCUCCAGAGUAAAGAUCCACAACAACGAACGCACUGAAGACUUCACCUUCAACUUCACCCUGGAGAACCAGAUCCACAGAAACGGAGUCUUUCUAAAUGACAGGUUCAUCAGUAUGAAGUUCAAGGCGGUCACAUUCAUCGACUCCUCCUUCAUCAACUGCUAUUUCGAGGAUGUCUCCUCCAUAGCCUCCUUCUUCAAAAACUGCACCUUCAUAGACUCGUUCUUCUACAACACGGAUAUCGACGACACCAAACUAACAAACUCCAGAGUGAUCAACAGCUCCUUCCACCACAACAAGACAGGCUGUCAGAUGACAUAUGACGACGACUACAGUGCCUACUGGGUCUACUUUGUCAACUUCCUGGGAACGCUGGCUGUGCUGCCUGGAAAUAUCGUCUCCGCCCUCCUCAUGGACAAAAUAGGACGCCUCAGCAUGUUGGGUGGCUCCAUGGUGCUGUCAGGCAUCAGCUGCUUCUUCCUCUGGUUCGGCACCAGCGAGUCCAUGAUGAUCUUCAUGCUCUGUCUCUAUAACGGCCUCAGUAUCUCUGCCUGGAACUCCCUGGAUGUGGUCACCACUGAGCUGUACCCGACAGACAGGAGGGGCACAGGCUUUGGCUUCUGUAACGCCAUGUGUAAGCUGGCAGCGGUGCUGGGCAACCUGAUUUUUGGCUCACUGGUUGGCAUCACCAAGGCGAUCCCUAUCCUGAUGGCAUCAUCUGUGUUGGUUGGCGGCGGCCUGGUGGGGCUCCGACUGCCAGACACACGUGCCAAUGUCCUCAUGUAAAC